This is a messenger RNA of Aspergillus aculeatinus CBS 121060, 2167 nucleotides long. Its product is annotated as aldehyde dehydrogenase family protein. The transcript is spliced from 3 exons. The record is from RefSeq and is a predicted model, not a curated record. NCBI's taxonomy places the organism in Eukaryota, Fungi, Ascomycota, Eurotiomycetes, Eurotiales, Aspergillaceae. Bases 243 to 1757 code for a protein of 504 amino acids. Gene Ontology annotation, molecular function: oxidoreductase activity, acting on the aldehyde or oxo group of donors, NAD or NADP as acceptor.
CACAGGCUCCCAUCUUCGAUUGUCCUCUACUCCUUCUUUUCCUCUUUCCCCGGUCAAUGCCACGCCUCCCCCUCCUCUCCCCUCACAUCAUCGCCUCUCGACUUCGACUUCCCCGCCUUGGUUGUCGUCAGCUUCCCCUCUUCUCUCCAGCUGCUGCAUCUCUCCGCUCUCCUCUCCCCACUCCUUGCCGCAAUCUAUCUCCUCUCUUGCCCCACCACUCACUCCACAGUACCUCAUUCACCAUGGCCAGCAGCAACGUGAGCGUGCAAUUGACUGCUCCCAACGGGCGUCAGUAUGACCAGCCCAUCGGUCUGUUCAUCAACAAUGAAUUCGUUCCCUCCAAGUCGGGCGAGAAGCUCGCCUCCAUCAACCCUUCCGAUGAGAAGGAGAUUGUCUCCGUCUAUGCUGCUGAUGCGAAGGACGUGGAUAUCGCCGUCAAGGCGGCCCGGAAAGCUCUCAAGGAUCCGUCGUGGAAGCUGCUGCCUGCGACUGAGCGCGGCCACUUGUUGCUGAAGCUGGCGGAUCUGAUCGAGCAGCACCGGGAGACACUUGCCACUAUUGAGACGUGGGAUAACGGCAAGCCGUACUCCGUCUCUUUGAACGACGAUCUUGGUGAGGUCCUUAGCUGUAUCCGGUACUAUGCCGGCUGGGCGGAUAAGAUCCAUGGCCAGACCAUUAGCACUACCCCGGCCAAGUUCGCCUACACUCUCCGUCAGCCCAUCGGCGUGGUCGGCCAGAUCAUCCCUUGGAACUUCCCGCUGGCCAUGGCCGCAUGGAAGUUGGGCCCGGCCCUCGCCUGCGGUAACACGGUGGUGAUGAAGGCCGCAGAACAGACCCCCCUCAGCAUUCUCUACCUGGCCAAGCUCAUCAAGGAAGCGGGCUUCCCGCCCGGUGUGGUCAACAUCCUCAACGGCUACGGCCGCGUCGCCGGUAGCCCGCUGGUCACGCACCCCGACGUCGACAAGGUCGCCUUCACGGGCUCGACCAUCACCGGCCGCGAGAUCAUGAAGCUUGCCGCCGGGACGCUGAAGAACAUCACCCUCGAGACCGGCGGCAAGUCGCCUCUGGUCGUGUUCGGCGACGCCGACAUUGAGCAGGCGGCCAAGUGGGCGCAUACCGGUAUCAUGUACAACCAGGGCCAGGUGUGCACCGCCACGUCGCGCAUCCUGGUCCACGAAUCCGUCUACGACCAGUUUGUCUCCCUGUUCAAGCAGGAGGUGGCCACGACCAGCAAGGUCGGCGACCCCUUCGCGGACGACACCUUCCAGGGCCCGCAGGUCAGCCAGGCCCAGUACGAGCGGAUCCUGUCGUACAUCGAAGCCGGCAAGUCCGAGGGCGCGACGCUCGUGGCGGGCGGCGAGCCCCACAAGAACGUCGCCGGCAACAAGGGCUUCUUCAUCGCCCCGACCAUCUUCACCAACGUCAAGGACCACAUGCGCAUCUACCGCGAGGAGGUCUUCGGUCCGUUUGUCGUCAUCUCCAGCUUCACGACCGAGGACGAGGCGGUCACCCGCGCCAACGACAGCACCUACGGGCUGGGCGCCGCCCUCUUCACCAAGGACAUCGAGCGCGCCCACCGCGUCGCCUCGGAGAUCGAGGCCGGCAUGGUCUGGAUCAACAGCAGCAACGACAGUGACUUCCGCGUUCCUUUCGGUGGUGUCAAGCAGAGUGGUAUCGGUCGCGAACUGGGCGAGUCCGGUCUGGAGGCUUACUCGCAGGUCAAGGCCAUUCACGUGAACAUGGGAUCCAAGCUGUAGGGUUGAGAAAUCAGCUGCUCUCUUGUAUGAUUAACUAAAAAAACGAGAAGAAAUCAACAAUGCAUUAAAAAAGGCAACCCAACAAACAAGCAAAAAUUGGAAUCUGUUCUUAUCGCCUCCUUCAGUCCUGACUCUGAUGCGAACCCAACGCCGUAAAAACGACAAGACGAAAAGAAAAGAGGCAGCCAGAUCAUCGGGGUCGUACAAAUAACCCCUCUCCCCGUCCCCCUCACAGUGACCGUGACCAGCCCAGCAUGACUGGCGAACACACGAGCGUCUUGCCUCGAUCUGCACAGUACUGUACAGCACAUUCGUGUCCGGGGGAGUAGAACCAGAAAUUGCCAUGAGGAUAUCAAUUGGAGGAGAAAAGAAGAUGUGGCCGAGUUAGAUCGGUUGAGCAUAAUUUAUCC